UUUUACUAGUGAAGAAAUGGAAUCUCAGAGAGCUCAGGGCUUUGCCCAGGACCACAGAGCUGGUCAACAACGGAAUUGAAGUUUUGAAGGAUGGGUAAAGACUUUCGUUAUUACUUCCAGCAUCCCUGGUCUCGCAUGAUUGUGGCUUACUUGGUGAUUUUCUUUAACUUCUUAAUAUUUGCGGAGGACCCGGUUUCUCAUAGCCAAACAGAAGCCAAUGUUAUUGUUGUUGGAAACUGUUUUUCAUUUGUAACAAAUAAAUACCCUAGAGGAGUUGGCUGGAGAAUUCUGAAGGUGCUUCUAUGGCUACUGGCCAUUCUCAUAGGACUAAUAGCUGGCAAAUUUCUGUUCCAUCAACGUUUGUUUGGUCAGUUGCUCCGGUUAAAAAUGUUUCGAGAGGAUCAUGGGUCAUGGAUGACAAUGUUCUUCAGCACAAUUCUGUUUCUCUUCAUAUUUUCUCACGUAUACAACACGAUUCUUCUAAUGGAUGGGAACAUGGGAGCAUAUAUCAUUACAGACUAUAUGGGCAUCCGAAAUGAAAGUUUCAUGAAAUUAGCUGCAGUAGGGACCUGGAUGGGGGACUUUGUCACAGCCUGGAUGGUCACUGAUAUGAUGCUUCAGGACAAACCUUAUCCUGAUUGGGGAAAAUCCGCAAGAGCUUUCUGGAAGAAAGGAAAUGUUAGGAUCAUUUUAUUCUGGACUGUUCUCUUUACUCUGACUUCUGUGGUGGUACUUGUCAUUACAACUGACUGGAUCAGCUGGGAUAAGCUGAAUCGAGGUUUUUUGCCCAGUGAUGAAGUUUCCAGAGCAUUCCUGGCUUCUUUUAUCUUGGUCUUUGACCUCCUUAUUGUAAUGCAGGACUGGGAAUUCCCACAUUUUAUGGGAGAUGUUGAUGUAAAUCUUCCUGGAUUACACACUCCCCACAUGCAGUUCAAGAUUCCUUUCUUCCAAAAGAUCUUCAAGGAAGAAUAUCGUAUUCACAUAACAGGUAAAUGGUUUAACUAUGGAAUUAUCUUUCUUGUCUUGAUUUUGGAUCUUAAUAUGUGGAAGAAUCAGAUAUUUUAUAAGCCUCACGAAUAUGGACAGUACAUUGGCCCAGGGCAGAAGAUAUAUACAGUGAAAGACUCAGAAAGUUUAAAGGAUUUGAACAGAACCAAACUUUCGUGGGAAUGGAGGUCCAAUCACACUAACCCUCAGACUAAUAAAACAUAUGUUGAGGGAGAUAUGUUCUUACACAGCAGGUUCAUAGGGGCUAGCCUUGAUGUCAAGUGUCUAGCUUUUGUUCCAAGUUUGAUAGCUUUUGUGUGGUUUGGAUUCUUCAUUUGGUUCUUUGGACGGUUUUUGAAAAAUGAGCAAGGCAUGGAGAAUCAAGACAAGACUUACACUCGCAUGAAAAGAAAAUCACCGUCAGAACAUAGCAAGGACAUGGGAUUCACUCGAGAAAACACACAGGCCUCAGUGGAAGACCCACUGAAUGACCCUCCCUUGGUCUGCAUCAGGUCCGACUUCAACGAGAUUGUGUACAAGUCUUCCCAGCUCACGUCAGAAAACUUAAGCUCGCACUUGAAUGAAUCUACCAGUGCGACAGAAGCUGAUCCAGACCCAACGACUUCGAAAAGUACACCUACGAACUAGAUUUCACUUACUUGGAAAUAGCACAAAAAGCAACCUUGAGUGUAACUUUAAAAAAGUUAGUCUUUCCUUUUGUAAAUGUAAAGUUUACGUAGUGUUAGGUGAAGAAACACAAACAAUGCCACAACGGUGCUCAACAUGCUUUUUCUAGGACUCAUUGUUUUCUAUUUGUAUUAUAAUACACGUGCCUACGUAUAUCUAACAGUCCUCUAGAGAUUGCUUUUCACAAUUGCACAAGCUAUUUACUGACUUUACAGCAUAGUAGAAGAUUAGCUGAUUACCCGUGUAUCUGAUGUUCAACCAUAGUGGUGCCUUGAGACAUUAAACUGUUUUUAACUGUACCAGAACCGAAGUGUGGAACAGUCCUCGAACCUACUUCACAUGGGGUUUUUUGUAUACAAUUAUUUUGAUCUACACUUGAUGUCUUAGCAGGAAACAGAUAUAGCCAAGAUGUGGCUUAGGAAGUAUCUCUUGUUUCCUAUUCAACAGUGGAGUUUGUGACUUUGACAGUGGGAUUGCACAGAGGCCUGGUGAUUACCUUUGAAUUUGUUUUGGCUAUCUGCCAAAUACAAAUAGUGAUUCAAAAUUCAGUACUAGGAGAAUGAUAAUCCAGCAUGGGUCACUACUUGUGAAAUGUGGCUUUCUCCAACCAGUAAUUGCAAUUAGAUGAUAAUACCUAAUUAUGUUUUCCUAAUUAAAGAUAAAUUGCUACUUGAUUAAAAAUCCUGCCCUUCACCUAUGAGAACAAAGGUUAAGAGGCACAGUUGGGUGAACUCUCAAAUUUAUUGGCAUUUACACAAACCACUAGAAAACCAAGGAACUGAAGUUUUAAUCAUGUGAGGGUUGUACAGCCUACUAUCUACAAUAUUUGUACAUCUUUCUGUAAAUACGGCUCUGGAAAAUGAAAAUUGAAAAACAUAUGCCAACCCUGAAUAAGGGAACUCCUCUAAAAAUCAUGCAGCAGAACCUUGUGAGGUAGAAAAAGAUGUGCAUGAAACAAUCUAUUCAGUAGCUUGUUUUGUGUGUGCAUUUUUUUGCUUUUUUUUUUUAAGAAUUAAACAUCAUACAUUAAUAAAUACAAAUUAUAUAUCA
This is a messenger RNA of Enhydra lutris kenyoni (northern sea otter), 2724 nucleotides long. Its product is annotated as transmembrane protein 117. The coding region runs from base 91 to 1635 and encodes 514 amino acids. NCBI's taxonomy places the organism in Eukaryota, Metazoa, Chordata, Mammalia, Carnivora, Mustelidae. Gene Ontology annotation, biological process: intrinsic apoptotic signaling pathway in response to endoplasmic reticulum stress. The transcript has 8 exons. The record is from RefSeq and is a predicted model, not a curated record.